Messenger RNA from Anoplopoma fimbria (sablefish), 344 nucleotides. Its product is annotated as sorting nexin-9-like. Gene Ontology annotation, biological process: cleavage furrow formation; endocytosis; plasma membrane tubulation. The annotation marks the transcript as partial. Lineage: Eukaryota; Metazoa; Chordata; Actinopteri; Perciformes; Anoplopomatidae. Gene Ontology annotation, molecular function: phosphatidylinositol binding. Gene Ontology annotation, cellular component: cytoplasmic vesicle; plasma membrane. The transcript is spliced from 4 exons. The record is from RefSeq and is a predicted model, not a curated record.
UUCAGGCCGGUUCCAGGUGGACUUCAUCAGGAUGCGGAUGGAGCAGCUCCAGUCCUGGAUGACCCGGAUGUGUCGUCACCCCGUCGUCUCUCAGAGUGACGUCUUCCAGCUCUUCCUCACCUACAGAGACGAGAAGGACUGGAAGUCUGGGAAGAGGAAGGCGGAGCGAGACGAGACGGUGGGACCGAUGAUGUUCAGUCUGAUCCAACCCGAGGCCGCAGAGCUGGACGCCAACGAGGUUGAACAGAAGUGUGAACUCUACAGUCACUUCACAAAGUCGAUGGAUGACGGAGUCAAAGAGCUGCUGAACGUCGGACACUCCCACUGGAAACGCUGCACCGGAC